AUGGCCGGGUCUCCUGCACUGCUCCUCCUGCUCAGCCUGGGGCUCUGUGAGUAUGGAAGCGGGAAGGAUGGAAUUCACAGCUGCUCAGUGACCGUGCAGGGAAGCGAGAACGGCUGCACCAUCACCCAGGGACAGAAGAACACAAUGGAGGCCAGGUUCCUCAACAGGAACAUAAAGCACCCCAUAGAGGGACAGCGGCUGGAGCUGGAGUGCCUGCAUUACGAGAGAAACAGACCCAUCUUCUGGAUCCGCCUGGACAAGAGUGAGAACCUUCACUUCCUUGCCUCCAGCACCCGUUCUUAUUCCACCACAUUGCAGGAGGGUGAGAAAACAUCUCCAAACUUUGAGGCAUUAUGGAGAGGAAACUCCUAUCGACUACUCGUGAAGUCCUUCAGGGCACAGGACGAGGGGAUCUAUUUCUGCAUCAACUACAUCAACCCAGUGCUGCACUUCAGCUCGGGACAACCCGCCUUCUUCCCAGUCACAACUAAAGCAGCACCCACCACACCCGCAGCCACCACCCCCAGCAGCCAGGCCACCAAGAAGGACAACUCACAACAGAGUCCGGAUUCAGCAGAACCCAUCACAACCACUGCCAUCACACGGAGCAGCCAGGUCACCACAAAGGACAGCCCACAGCAGGGCUGAGAUGCAGGAACAAGCAACGAGAACACACUGCAUUUCUGCUAUGAUGUGGUCAUCUGGGUUAACCUGGCUGGUGCCUGCCUCCUGCUCCUCACUGCCAUAACCAUCACCAUCACGCACUGCCAAAGACCAAGCUCACCGUAAGCAAGCAGUGCUGCGUCGCUGCUCAGCAGAAGGCACACAGGCGUCCUCCUCAAGCACCGCACGGAUCCCAUCAGCAACACACACAGCUGCCCUGAUGCAGCGCGGGCAUUUGGCUGCUCCUCCUGUGCUGCCCACCAGCACUGCACACCUCCCGCGGCCUGACAUGUGCUCCUGCCCCACACUGCUGGGACACACCCAGACCGCGGGGGACAGCGCUGACUCUAAGAAGCCGGGCAGCUCUGUGCCACUGUUGAAAAUAGCCACCGAUAAUUCCACAAGAUGAGGAACAAGGCAAACAUUUCCACAACUUGACCCCAAUGCCCCAAGCUGCCUGUUCUAAUGAUUCUCUGUUCAAUGAAUAUAGUUUUUACUCUUUC
Molecule: messenger RNA, 1166 nt
Organism: Gallus gallus (chicken)
Lineage: Eukaryota; Metazoa; Chordata; Aves; Galliformes; Phasianidae
Product: T-cell surface glycoprotein CD8 alpha chain-like
Exons: 6
Coding region: 1-648 (215 amino acids)
Source: RefSeq, a predicted model, not a curated record